CCACGCCCAGUUUUUGUGGUGCUGGGGAUUAAUCAUGAUAGGCUCAAGGAGUCACGCAUGCUAAGCGAGCAUUCAACCAAUGUGCCUUUGACACACACACCUGUGGAUGGUGCGGUGGAAAAUCUGGGCUCGGGGAUUACAACCUCAGGGUCUUCAGGAUCUGAGGAAAAGUUUUCCCUCUGGGAAUGUAUCCCUUCCUAUUUUCAUGAGUCGCCCCUUUAAAAAUUAGAGUUAGAGUUUUCAAAAAAAAUAGAUUUAGAGUUCUCGCGCCUCAUAAUCCCAAAGCCCCAACUGUGGUGCAGGAGUAUUCUCUGGAAGAAUAAGCAAGCUUUUCUCUGCAGGCUCUGUUGGGAAGAACAUUUAGGAUACAUUAUUGAGAAGAGCUUCCAGGCCACUCUGGCUUGCUGGUGAUGCUUCCAGGACCAAUGAGGGGUUUCACACCGAAUAAGCAAGUCCCAGGUGCAUACUCCUUGAGCAGGUCUCAGGAAGAUGGCAACCUUAGAGGACAUUGAGGAGUCCACUCCUGCCUUGUCACCCAGCAGUCUAUCAUCACCAGGGACACCUGGAGACCAGCACCAUGUGAAUCCUCACGGCUCCCCCUGUUCCAGUCCUGAGGUGCCUUCCCAGGCAGCAGACCUGGACCUCCAAGAGGAAGUGGAGGUCAGCAGAGACACCUGGCUUGACUCUGAGUGGGAGCCUAAGAAGACUCCAGCCUCUCUCAGUUCCCACAGUCCUGGAGAUGGCCUGGCCUCAGAUGGAAGGGCUCUGAGGGGCUUCUUGAAGAGCCUUCCCAGCAUGUCUAAGCGUGGGGACAGCUUUGGCCAGGGAUGUACCUUGGAACAGUCAGCAGGCCUGCCUCCAGGGACCCUGCCCUGCUCUCAAAAAAGGGACACUUGGCACAUGGUGCUCUUGCCACAGGGAGCCCAAGGGACCGAGGACAGCGCCAAGAAGGCUGCAGAGUUGGGCAGUAGUUUGGGGCGCAACUGCCGGCAGGCCAAGCCACACCGCUGCGAGGCCUGUGGCAAGAGCUUCAAGUACAACUCUCUGCUGCUGAAGCACCAGCGAAUCCACACCGGGGAGAAGCCUUACACCUGCCAUGAGUGCAGCAAGCGCUUUGGGAGCUGGUGGGGCUUCAUGCAGCACCACCGCAUCCACACGGGCGAGAAGCCCUAUGAGUGCGGCCAGUGCGGCCAGGCCUUCAGCCACAGCUCCCACUUCACGCAGCACCUGCGUAUCCACAACGGUGAGAAGCCCUACAAGUGCGGCGAGUGCGGCCACGCCUUCAGCCAGAGCUCCAACCUGGUGCGGCACCAGCGGCUGCACACGGGGGAGAAGCCGUACGUCUGCAGCCAGUGUGGCAAGGCCUUCAUCUGGAGCUCCGUGCUCAUCGAACACCAGCGCAUUCACACCGGCGAGAAGCCCUACAAGUGCGAAGAUUGCGGCAAGGCCUUCCGAGGUCGGUCACACUUCUUCCGGCACCUACGGACUCACACGGGUGAGAAGCCCUUCGCCUGUGGCACCUGUGGCAAGGCUUUUGGCCAGAGCUCCCAGCUCAUCCAGCACCAGAGGGUGCACUACCAUGAGUAGCACACGCCCCAAUAAAGCUUGUGGGUGAACCUGCUCCUCUUGGGUGACAUGGGGAUGCUUUACCGGUACAUGGCAGGACAUGUCCUGUGUCCAAGUAUGAUGGCUAAAGAGACUGUCUUGUGGCCGGGCGGUGGUGGCGCACGCCUUUAAUCCCAGCACUCAGGAGGUAGAGGCAGGCGGAUCUCUGAGUUCGAGGCCAGCCUGGUCUACAAGAGCUAGCUCCAGGACAGGCUCUAGAAACUACAGGGAAACCCUGUCUCGAAAAACAAAAAACAAACAAAAAAACAAAGAAACUGUCUUGUGCUAGGCAUCCAUCUUGGUACCCAUCAGCCAUCUGUC
Arvicola amphibius (Eurasian water vole) is the source of this 1926-nucleotide messenger RNA. RefSeq names its product zinc finger protein GLI4-like. Bases 490 to 1587 code for a protein of 365 amino acids. The transcript is spliced from 4 exons. NCBI's taxonomy places the organism in Eukaryota, Metazoa, Chordata, Mammalia, Rodentia, Cricetidae. Gene Ontology annotation, biological process: regulation of transcription by RNA polymerase II. Gene Ontology annotation, molecular function: RNA polymerase II cis-regulatory region sequence-specific DNA binding; DNA-binding transcription factor activity, RNA polymerase II-specific. The record is from RefSeq and is a predicted model, not a curated record.